Messenger RNA from Dendrobium catenatum, 3541 nucleotides. Its product is annotated as phytosulfokine receptor 1. NCBI's taxonomy places the organism in Eukaryota, Viridiplantae, Streptophyta, Magnoliopsida, Asparagales, Orchidaceae. Gene Ontology annotation, molecular function: ATP binding; protein binding; protein kinase activity. The transcript has a single exon. Gene Ontology annotation, biological process: protein phosphorylation. The record is from RefSeq and is a predicted model, not a curated record. Bases 235 to 3372 code for a protein of 1045 amino acids.
UAAUUAAAAAGGGAAACUUUACUCGGUGUAUAAUUAAUUAACUCACGCCCCCAAGUCGCAAUAGUCAAAACCAAACUCUCUGAUAUCAAUAUUACUCUGCUUCUUCGUUCGAUUCAUCUCCCUCAAUGGCGAAAAUUUCAUGGGAAUCUCGAAUACUUUUCUUCUUCAAUCCAUCCUGAUCUUAAAAAUCCCUCCUUUAUCUGUUUCCACUGCGUUUUCGCGUUCAAAGAACAGAUGCAAAUGGAAAACGGCGCGUUGGUUUGGAUGCACGCGUGGUGGUUGUUCUUUUUCCUCACUGUUCGAUCCCAGAGCCUGAUUUGUUACUCCGGCGACGUCGCCGCGCUUAUCGGCUUCGCCGAUGGUCUGGACUCGCCGUCAUCACUGUCAUCCUGGACCGCGAACGCUUCCUCGAACUGCUGCAACUGGACCGGAGUCGAAUGCGGCCCUGAGUCGAAUUCCGGCCGGCGAGUCACUCACCUGAAUCUUGCGAACAAAAGCCUUUCAGGCUCUAUAUCGAAUUCUAUCGGAGCUUUGGAUCAGCUUAUAUCUUUGAAUCUUUCGCAAAAUUCUCUGAAAGGCUUCGUUCCUUUUGGCAUCUUCCAGCUGCAGAGCUUGAAGGUUCUCGACCUCAGCAUGAACGACCUCUCUGGGCCAAUUGCAGCAAACAUCACUCUCGCUUCCAUACAAGUUUUCAAUGUCUCAGGAAACAUGUUUAAUGGCAGCCGCCCAAACCUUGGGAGCUCGAAACUUCUCACCUUGUUCGAUAUCAGUAACAAUUUGUUCUCCGGCGGCAUCGAUGCCGAAAUCUGCAACGCAUCUCCUGGAGUUCAGUUUCUUUACUUUUCCAUGAAUUUGUUUUCUGGUGAGCUUCCGGUGGGGUUUGGAAACUGCAGCUCGCUCCGUGAGCUCUCCCUGGGCAUGAAUGAGAUGACUGGUAAUUUACCGGAGGAUAUAUUCAAGCUGAAAUCUUUGUCAAAAUUAUAUCUUGAGGGUAAUCAGCUAUUCGGGAGGUUAAGCGAUCGGAUUAGCAAUCUAUCUAACCUUGUGCAUUUGGAUCUUUCGUUCAACAAAUUUUCCGAUAAUAUCCCAAAUGUUGUUGGGAAUUUAAAAGAGUUGCAAUGCUUCAGUGCUCAAUCCAAUCGUUUCUCGGGCGGAAUUCCUGCUUCCUUAUCAAACCUGUCAGGACUUGGAGUGUUGAAUCUGAGAAACAAUUCCUUGAGCGGUGAGAUCAAUCUCAAUUUCACCGGAAUGGCUGGGCUCACAUCUCUUGAUCUUGGGUCAAAUUUAUUCUCCGGCAUGAUCCCUCCCAAUCUCUCUAGCUGUUCAAAAUUGCAGACACUGAAUCUUGCUAGUAACUUACUCACUGGAGAAAUCCCAGAAAGCUUCAGGAACCUUAUUUCACUGACUUAUCUUUCGCUUUCCAGGAACUUAUUUUCCAAUCUGAAUGCAGCGUUGAGUGUCCUGCAACAUUGCCCAAACCUCACCAAUCUUGUUCUCACCAAAAACUUCAAUGAUGGCGAAGAGAUUCAGGUCGAGGGAAUUCAAGGUUUUCCCAAUAUGGAAGUUCUUGCAAUUCCAAACUGUGGUCUUUCAGGAUCCAUUCCAACAUGGCUGCAGAACUGUACCAAGCUGAAGGUAUUGGAUCUCUCUUGGAAUAACUUAUCCGGUGUCAUUCCUCCCUGGUUGGGAGAUUUCAGUAAUCUUUUCUAUUUGGAUAUUUCAAACAAUUCACUUAUGGGAGAAAUACCGGAUGGCUUGACCCUCAUGAAGGGACUGAGGUCCAAAGCUAAUUUGGAGCAACCAAGUUCCUUGAACGAUUUCCCUUUCUUCAUCAAAAAGAAUACCACAGGUAAAGGGCUUCAAUAUAAUCAGGUCAGCAGCUUCCCACCUUCUUUGAUUCUUAGCAAGAACAUGCUUGUUGGAUCAAUCCCGAAAGGUUUCGGAAAUCUAAAGGCCCUGCAUCAACUUGAUCUAAGCCAAAAUAGACUCUCCGGGACAAUACCAGAGGAGCUAUCCGGCAUGUCAAGCUUAGAGCUAUUGGAUUUAUCCCACAACAAUCUCACUGGGAACAUUCCUUCAUCUCUGACGAAACUCACUUUUCUCUCACGCUUCAUCGUAGCUUUCAAUGAUCUGGUUGGUUCAGUUCCAACUGGAGGCCAGUUCUCCACCUUCUCUGCUGCAGAUUUUGAAGGUAACCCUGGCCUUUGUUACUUCCAUUCCCCAGCCUGCACUCACGUUGAACCCACACAAUCAAUAAACCGACCAGGGAAGAACAAAGGUGUGAUAAUUGGAAUGGCAUUUGGAAUUGGUCUUGGCACAGCUUUCCUUCUUGCAAUUGUAUACUUCGUACUGUCAAGAAAUUACUCCAGAAGAAGGGAAGAGAGGUUCAAACAGGUGGCUGAUUCAGGUCAUUUGGAAACUGCAGGUUCAAAACUAGUAAUUCUGUUUAAGAACAAGGAUAAGCAAGAACUAAGCAUCAGCGAUAUCAUGAAAUCCACAGGCAAUUUUGAUCAGUCCAACAUUAUUGGUUGUGGAGGAUUUGGUUUGGUUUACAAGGCAAUGCUGCCAGAUGGAAGCAAGGUUGCAAUCAAGCGACUCUCAGGCGAUUAUGGCCAAAUGGAUAGAGAAUUUCAAGCUGAGGUUGAAACACUUUCUAGAGCUCAACAUGAAAAUCUUGUUCUUCUUCAAGGAUACUGUAAAAUUGGGAAUGAUAGGCUGUUAAUUUACUCUUACAUGGAGAAUGGAAGUUUGGACUACUGGCUUCAUGAGAAGUUUGAUGGAGGAUCUGCACUGGACUGGAACACAAGGCUUCAGAUUGCACAGGGAGCUGCAAGAGGAUUGGCAUACCUGCAUCAAUCUUGCCAGCCACAUAUUCUGCAUCGAGACAUCAAAUCGAGCAAUAUUCUUCUCGACGAAAAUUUUGAAGCUCACUUGGCAGAUUUCGGUCUGGCAAGACUCAUUCUUCCUUACAACACUCAUGUAACUACUGAUCUGGUUGGAACUUUAGGCUACAUUCCACCAGAAUAUGGACAGUCAUCAGUAGCUACUUACAAAGGUGAUGUAUAUAGUUUUGGAGUUGUUCUUCUGGAGCUGCUUACAGGCAAGAGACCAGUGGACAUGAGCAAGCCUAAAAGCUGCAGGGAUUUGAUUUCAUGGGUGCUUCAGAUGAGAAAGGAGGGAAUGGAAGCCUACGUUUUAGAUCGAAUCAUCUACAACAAAGAGAAUGAAGGACAGAUGGUGAAGAUGCUUGAUAUUGCUUGCAUUUGCUUGAGCGAAUCACCUAGAAAUAGGCCUCUAACUCCACAGUUAGUCGCAUGGCUGAAUUCAAUUGGUAACGAUAAUCAAUAUGUAGAAAAUAAUAGUAGCUUAUGAAGAGCUUUAUGUAUAUAAUAGCUAUACAUUUCCGAAUACAAGUUAUUUUUUUCUUCUGAAGCAGUACUUCCAGAUAUGCAUAUUGAUCUACCGAUUACUAUGUAUCCAGGCAUGUUAUCAUGCUAUAAAAGAAAACUAAGUAAACAUAUUCAAGUUUUUAGCUUGCUAC